AUGAGUGAGUAUGAGAAUUACGCCUUUAUGCUGCAACACUCUGUCCAAGCCAUCCAACAUGCCCACUCCUUCUCCAUGCAAGCUUUCGAAACAAGGGAGAAGCUGACCGACAUGAAGAGGGAGCUUUCUGUCCUCAAAAAGGAGAACAAGGCUGCUCUGAUAAAGAUGAAGAAGCUGGAAGAUCAGGCGGAGGCUGCCACUAAGGCCCAACAGAUGGCCGAAGAAAAAGCGAAGUCUGCUGAAGCCAUCAAAAAAGUUGCCGAGGCCGAGAAGAGAGAUGCCGAGGUAAAAAAGGCUCAAGCCAAAAAAGAGCUCGUGGAGGCCCUGGCCACUAAAAACGCCGAAAUUACUGAAGCCGAUGAAAAAGCUUACGCCCAAGGAAUGGCCAAUGUUGCUGAGGACUACAAACUGCAUGUUAGGCAGGCAUGCAACAGGGGCUUUUCCCUUGGUUGGUUGUCCCUGGCCAAAAAGCUCAAUGUUCCUGAAGAUUCUCCUCUGCACAAGGUUGAAGCUAUUCCUCUCCCAUUCCCUCCUCCUGCUCCACCUUCAAGUCAAGCUGAAGAUGAGUCAGAAUCUGAGGCUGAGGAUGAAGAUAACAAUGAAGAUGAGGCCUUGGUGAGGAAAUCUAAGGAUGCUACUGAGGCCAAGUCCCUUCCUCCAACUGAGCAAGUCAUGGACUUAACCUUGGAUGAAGAGGGUGAUGAGGUUGGGGAGGCGCCUAGGGAAGCUGUUACAGGGCAAUUAUCAUCCGACCUUCUCUUAGCUGAAAGAAGUCUUGACAAAACGCUUGUAGAGAUUGAUGCCGAGCUGGCUGCAGAGAAGGCUGCCGAAGUAGUUCCCCAGGAAUCUGCCGAGGUCCAGACCCAAAUCGCUCCUGAAACUAAAGAAUCAUAA
Molecule: messenger RNA, 894 nt
Organism: Camellia sinensis
Lineage: Eukaryota; Viridiplantae; Streptophyta; Magnoliopsida; Ericales; Theaceae
Source: RefSeq, a predicted model, not a curated record